Molecule: messenger RNA, 901 nt
Organism: Cuscuta europaea
Lineage: Eukaryota; Viridiplantae; Streptophyta; Magnoliopsida; Solanales; Convolvulaceae
Source: the annotation of a GenBank genome assembly
UAUUUUUGUCAAGAGGCCCUAAAUAAAUAAAAAUAGCCCAAGCCCAAAUCGAAGUCGGAAGUCGCAGACUUCGGCCCUUCUGAUUUAGUGAUUUACGGUCGCCCAUCGUCUUCUGUGGCUCUGUCACUCCGAGUUGGUCACGCACUCACGCCGGUCGGUGUAUGCCGCCCUAAUCAUCCGAGCCUGCAACCAGCAGUUCUUCAGUCUUCCGAUAUCAGAUCCGCCCCUCCAAAUGCUCACUGCAUUGGCUACGAUUUAACUGCGACAUCGGGCAACUUUGAAAGAAGAUCUAAGAAAACUAUCAAUCUCUCAGAAUGAGCGCAGGAGGUGCAUUUGGUGGAAAUAGAGGAUUAAGGCCCGUGCCACCAGAAAAGGGAGUUUUUCCUCUAGACCACUCACAUUUAUGUGACUCGGAGAAAAAAGAUUACCUCGGCUGUUUGAAAACUUCUGGACAUCAAUCAGAAAAGUGUAGACAGUUCUCAAAGAAGUAUCUCAAAUGUCGAAUGGAGAAAAACCUAAUGGCAAAGCAAGACUUGUCAGAACUCGGAUUUGGGAAGCAAUAUGAUGCAGAAAAUUCUUCUUCUGUGGAAAAUAAGGACACAAGGAUAGAGAAGUGAUGAUAACUUAAACAAAUAUUUUGCUUGACCUUUUAGGGAAUCCGCCCAUUUUUGGCAUUAUUUUGAGGUUUGCUGCACGAAAAUGUAAAACCAUUGUUAUAGAUUUUAGGGAAUAUGGUUUAAAUUAUUCCGAUAUUCCCGGGAGACAAGUAAUCCUUUUGGUGUUGAUUUGAUCACAAAAAUUAGUUAAUAGCACACUUAUUUGUUGAAUUGCUUCUGCCUUUCUGGGAUUAGUUUUUAAUAUAGGUAUCAUCAGAUUAUUGAAGAUGGUUGGUUUUGCUAGU